CAGGCAUUAAUUCAGAGGCUUGUAAUGAGAUGGAUUCUGAGAGAAAACGCAGAGCUUACACAGCCGUGUGCCUCCUCGCAGCCAUCUUGGCGGGAAGUCCUCAUUUCUCUCUCCUUUUGGAUAUCUCUAAAAAGGGAAAAGAAACACCAACUCUUCAACUGAUUCCCUUUUUAUAAAUCCAGUGCAAAGGAAGUCUAGAAAAUCAACGUAUGUGGUUACACUCCAUGAUACCCCCAAAGAAGUAAUUCAUCUCUAGUGGACCUGAAUACCUUCUAUUAAAAAGAUGCAAGAAAGUCCUUGUUUUCCCCUUCCCAAUGGAUUCGGACUACUUAUAUCACUCAUCCCUGGGAUGGCAGUGAUUUUGUCUUCCUCAAGACUAGGGCUUACCUUCUCUGUAAUAUCAAAUUGAUCAUCAACGAGACAGAAAAUUUUUAUUGGAAAUUCUAAUGGCCAAUAUUUUAUAAUAAUGACUUAUUGAAUCAAAGAGUUGGCAUAUAGUUUAAAAUUAAUUACGGACUUUAAAAAUCAUAUAUGAUUGGUUACCAUUCACUAGAAAAUAAAGAUUAGAUAUUAAACCUUCCAGGUUGGCACCACCCAGGUACUUGUUUCUUGAAAACACCUGGGAUGUACUGUGCAACUUCAGAACAGCCCUAAGUUCUAUGGACUUUAAUCUAUAUGAUGCCUCCCAGAGGUCAAAGGCUCUGGUUUAUGGUGCUUGUCUCUUUAUAACUAAAAUGCAUUUGGAAUUGCAUAGUUUGCAGCACUCAUCUGAGAACACAACAUGAAUUCAUGGUGUUUGUCUUGGCUUCUGCUGGGUGAGGUUCUUUUUGUGGUCUCCAGUCUGGCUUAUCCUGAAAGCUUUGUAAUAGAUUUAGAUGGCGGCCAGGACAAGGACAUAUUUGACAUCAAUGAAGCUUUGGGACUGAACCUUUUUGAGGGAGACAUCAAUCUUGAUGGGAGAGACAGAAAUUCAAUUGUUGGUGAUGAAUAUAGAUGGCCUCAUAUCAUCCCUUAUGUCCUCGAAGAUAGUCUGGAAAUUAAUGCUAAAGGAGUUAUCUUGAAUGCCUUUGAACGGUACCGUUUAAAAACCUGCAUUGACUUUAAGCCAUGGCAAGGGGAAGACAACUAUAUUUCAGUGUUCAAAGGAAGUGGGUGCUAUUCUUCGGUAGGAAAUAGACAUGUUGGCAAACAAACACUUUCCAUAGGAGCCAACUGUGACAGAAUAGCAACAGUACAACAUGAGUUCCUCCACGCUCUGGGAUUCUGGCAUGAACAGUCCCGUUCAGAUCGAGAUGACUAUGUUAUAAUAAUGAAGGACAGAAUUCAGGAAGGCAAAGAGCACAAUUUCAAUACCUAUGAUGAUAAGGAAUCAGACUCUCUGAAUGUUCCGUAUGAUUACACAUCAGUGAUGCACUACAGCAAAACUGCUUUCCAAAAUGGAACAGAACCAACAAUUGUGACCAGAAUCCCUGAGUUCUUGGAUGUGAUUGGACAACGAAUGGAUUUCAGUGAUUCUGACCUUGAAAAAUUGAAUCGACUCUACAACUGCUCUUCUUCCUUAACUUUUUUGGACUCAUGUGAUUUUGAAAUGGAAAAUAUCUGUGGCAUGAUUCAAAAUUCAGAAGAUAAUACUGACUGGGAAAGGGUUUCACAAGUGCUUGGUGGUCCAGACACUGAUCAAUCAAACAUGGGCAAAUGCAAAGGUUCAGGUUUCUUUAUGCACUUUAAUCGCAGCUCUGUGAAUGAGGGGGGAAAGGCAGUUCUAGAAAGCCGAAUAUUAUAUCCUAAGAGAGGGUUUCAAUGCUUGCAAUUUUAUUACUACAAUAGUGGUAAUGAAGAUGACAAGCUCAAAAUCUACGUCAGGAAGUAUACUUCAGAAAAUGAUAAUGGAUCUCUUACUCUGGUGGAUGAAGUGAAAGAUGUAUCCAUUGGGACUUGGCAACUCUAUCAUGUACCAUUGGCAGUUACCACCAAAUUCAGGGUGGUGUUUGAAGGAACACGAGGCAUUGGCACUUCAUCUGGUGGUCUCUCCAUUGAUGACAUCAACCUCUCAGAAACACGCUGUCCUCAUCAUGUGUGGAAGAUAAGCAAUUUUACACAACUCAGUAAUUCAGAAGAAACUCUCAUUAGCCCUCCAUUUUAUUCUCCUUCAGGCUAUGCCUUUGAGGUUCAAUUAAACAUAAAGGAUCAGACUGAUGUAAGGAUAUAUUUCUCCCUGAUCUCUGGAGCCAAUGAUGAACAAUUACAGUGGCCAUGUCCAUGGCAACAAGCCACAAUGACACUAUUAGAUCAAAAUCCUGAUAUUCGUCAGCGCAUGUCCAAUCAGAGGAGUGUGACUACAGAUCCAUUCCGGACAAUUGAUAAUAAUAAUGAAAUAUUUAUUUGGGACAAGCCCUCCAAGGUAGGAGAGCCAGCAAUUUUCCCUAAUGGAACAGCCUACAGCAGAGGUCCAAAAGCAGGUUAUGUCUACAUAACCCACCAAAGGAUGAGAAGCAGAGAUUUUAUCAAAGGAGAUAAUGUUUAUAUGCUUCUGACCAUGGAAGAUAUAUCACAUCUCAUUUCUACUGAGCCUUCACCUACCCCCUCCCAGAGACCAACCAAUUCUUCUGAGGUAUCACCUGGUCCAACGAAUCCUCAAACAAAUCUCUGUGCGAAUGUCACCUGUCAGAAUGAUGGCAUCUGUGUUAUCCGCAAUGACAAAGCAGAAUGCAGAUGUCAAUCAGGUAAAGAGUGGUGGUAUUCUGGAGACAGAUGUGAGACUAAAGGCUCUACCAGGGACACCAUAGUUAUAGCAGUUUCGUCCACUGUGGCUGUAUUUGCUGCUAUGCUGAUAGUGACUCUUGUGAGUGUCUACUGUGUUAAGAAGAAGUACAGUAAAGGAAGAAAUACCAAUACAUCAAAUAUAACCUUAGAAAAUAACACAUCUUUCUGAAAACAUUUUGGAAGAUAUUAAACAGCCGCAAAAUUGACAAUAAAAAGAAAUUGGAAAAUGCUGUCCCUCCUUUUCAUAGAUUCACCCAGGAACAAAUUUCAGCUGUGAGAAAUGACAAUGUUGAGAAAUGGACAUUUUUUGUAACUUAUAAUGAUUUUUUUCUUCUGCUGAAAACAUGUUCUCAGACAAUAAUUGGUAAUAUUGUCAAUGGAUUUUUAUUUUUAUUUUUUGUAAAAGUCAUUCAAUUUUGUUUUGAUGUGUUUGGAAGAAAUAGUUCAAGCUGUUUAUGAGGAAACUCCCUGGCCACCACUGGUCUUUCCAACUCCUCAGAACUGAAUUAUUAAGUCACCAACCUCUAUUCUUGGGGUAUGAGGAAUGCCAUCUCUCUAUAACUCCAGCCUCUGGAUCAUUUAGAGUCAUUAGAGGUAACCUAUUUCUCUGGCUGAGGAUUUGGGAUUGGGUUUGAUAAUAAAUGAGAUGAACACUG
Sarcophilus harrisii (Tasmanian devil) is the source of this 3419-nucleotide messenger RNA. Its product is annotated as meprin A subunit beta. Bases 782 to 2932 code for a protein of 716 amino acids. Gene Ontology annotation, biological process: proteolysis. Gene Ontology annotation, cellular component: membrane. The record is from RefSeq and is a predicted model, not a curated record. Lineage: Eukaryota; Metazoa; Chordata; Mammalia; Dasyuromorphia; Dasyuridae. The transcript has 15 exons. Gene Ontology annotation, molecular function: protein binding; metalloendopeptidase activity; zinc ion binding.